AUGGCUACACCUGAUUCAGUAAACAAACUACGUGGUAUCAUACUGGCUCAUCCCAGCGCGCUUCUGAUCUGGAGGAGCAAGUCCAUGAGCAAUAAUUUCAGUUACCACGACUCAGGCGUCUGGUUCAGGGCCUAUGAGUUUGGUCCUGUCAAGUUCUCUCCUACCAGCGCUACUGACGAGUGGGGUACGUACGAUAAGGAUGUCAAUGCCUUCACUAACCCCAGCAACCUUGCUGCUGGUGGUUUUUUGUUUUUGGCAGCCGAUGUAGGCGCCCUUUACCCCUUGAGGGGUGGGACCGGCGUUAAACAAUUCAUCAUCGUCGUCAUGCUCAUCAUGCGCGCUGCUGAAGUCCAGCAGGAGCUUUCUGGGUCACCCAUCGAUCACAUUAGGCAUUAA
Molecule: messenger RNA, 396 nt
Organism: Colletotrichum lupini
Lineage: Eukaryota; Fungi; Ascomycota; Sordariomycetes; Glomerellales; Glomerellaceae
Product: fungal cellulose binding domain-containing protein
Exons: 4
Coding region: 1-396 (131 amino acids)
Source: RefSeq, a predicted model, not a curated record